Messenger RNA from Parasteatoda tepidariorum (common house spider), 1065 nucleotides. NCBI's taxonomy places the organism in Eukaryota, Metazoa, Arthropoda, Arachnida, Araneae, Theridiidae. The record is from RefSeq and is a predicted model, not a curated record.
CUCUUUUUGCCUAUCAUUUCUGGAUGAGUAGAAACCAAAGGAUGUUUGUGUUAACCUCUGCUGCAGCUGUUAUACUCUUCCGGGCUGAGCUGUCAAUUCUUUUAGGCUUGAUAGCCUUAGAAGAAAUUGUUUUAGGGAGAUUAAACAUAUUACAAAUAUUUUGCUGGGGAAUUCCUUCAGGCUUAUGGAUGCUAGGUUUAACGUUUUGUGUUGAUUCUUUGUUUUGGAUGCGCCCAGUUUGGCCAGAAGGGGAAGUCUUAUGGUUUAAUAUUUAUUUAAAUAAAAGUUCUGAAUGGGGUACUUCACCUUGGGCGUGGUAUUUUUACUCAGCAUUGCCACGAGCUUUGUUACUUUCAAUAUUGUUUGUACCAUAUGCCUUUAAAUUAGAUUAUCGAGCCAGACUAAUACUGUAUCCUGCUUUUGGAUUCAUUAUUUUGUAUUCUUUUUUGCCUCACAAAGAGCUACGUUUUAUUAUGUAUACAGUUCCUCUUCUAAAUGUUGCUGCUGCAAGAACAUGUGCACAUAUAUGGAAUAACAGGAACAAGUCUUCCAUGCAUGGUUUGCUAAUGCAAAGUGUUAUCUUCCAUCUUAUGAUAAAUUUCUUUGGCACAUCUCUAAUGUUGAAUAUUUCUUAUUACAAUUAUCCUGGUGGCUUUGCUGUAAAUAAACUUCAUGAAGUUGAAAGUGGCCUACAAGAUGUAAAUGUGCAUUUUGAUGUGUUUAGCUGUCAAACUGGUGUAUCUCGAUUCUCUGAAGUUAAUCCUAGGUGGAAGUACAAUAAAUCUGAAGAAUUAUCUUUAAAAAGUUUAGAAAUCAUGCAGUUUACACAUCUACUAGUUGAAUGGACUGAUGAUAUUGGACAUAAUGAUGCUUUUUACCUCCGUACUCACUCUGUAAUAAACAUAACUAAUGCUUAUUCACAUUGGACUCUUGAGCCUUCAAUGUAUCCUCCAAUUCAGGUGCAUGUUAAACCUAAAAUUUUGUUAUUAAAAAGGAUACUUUCCUAUCCAUCAUUAAUUGUAGAUACUAAAAGUAUAGGUUCACAUAAAAUUUAAUAACAAAAGA